CCAAAACCUCCUUUCACUCGCUCCGUUUGCAUAGUUUGUACAAGUACUCUACUCGUACAGUACGGUACUCAGCACCCGGUACGUACAUACGACCUCACACAGGAAAAAUUAACCACACCUCUUUCCCCCAACCUCUUUCCCCAACGUCGACCGUCGAGCGGAAACUUUCAGUAACCAACACCUCGACUUCGCAAAAAGUGUCGGGCUGAAGGAGACGGAGGUCACUUACGGUGAUCCUAGAAGCGUGAAUCGCUUCUCAUCGUGAAACUACCCCCUGCCGCACCUGUGUUCCGCCUUUUAUUGAAUACAUACCGCGCACUGUACACACCCUCUAUCCACGCACCCACCCCCCAUCGUCAUUUUAGCACUAUUCGACACCCCAAAGCCUCAUCUUCAACAAGCACGAUCUACCCUGUCUAUUCCAAUUCUCCUUCCGCCGUUCCAGGCCACGCUUCCCCCCCUUCUUCCCUCACCUUUUCUUUUCUCCUUCCGCCUCCUUUUAUCGGUCACAACCGGCUCGCUCUUUCGUCCCCGGCUCGCCGACUCCCUCGCUCCCCUUUCCCUUUCUCCUUUGUAGGAUUUUCAUGCAAUCCUACGCUUCCCUUCAUUCGCCAUCCGUAGGAAAAAUGCAAGGGCAGGAUCCAUCAAUGUCGCGGGGCAGGCCCUAUGGCACUUCUUCAUCUAGGCUCGAUUUUGGAAACAUUAUCGGUGAUCCGUUCGCUCUAUCUACCAUCUCGAUAGCUAUAAUAGGAUGGCUAGUAGGAUUUGUGUCUCAAGCAAUUGCUGAUGCCGACAAAGCAAUCCCCAAUUUUCCUAAGUUCGCCUGGUGGUCUAUUGUAUACGUAUUUUUCUGCAUAAUAGGUGUUAUAAUCGUUAUAUUAAUGGACUCUGUUCACAAAUAUCAGCUUGCGCUUGUGGGCUAUCUUUCGGCUGGGAUGGUAUUUACAUGUUCAGCAGCGAACACUCUUGUUUACACAGAUAGAGGUACUAUGCAGGCGGCGGGUGCUGGGCAUAUAAUUUUGUCCAUUGUUCAGAUUAUCUGGAUAUUCUAUUUCGGAUCCACUCCUGACGCUUCAUCUCAUGCGUAUGUGGACUCGUUCGCUCUUCACAAAGAUCAAAAGCGCUCGCAGAGUACGCGCCCCCUAUCGCCCGCCUACCAUGGAGGAGAUAGACCCCACACUAGCACCAGCAGUCACCAUGCUCCUCAGAUGUACACCAGUGCACAACUCAACGGAUUCGAAACGAGCUCGCCAGUACCUGGUCAAGCUGGUCCAGAUCACAGGCAGUCGGCAAACAGGCACGCAUCUCCUUCGGUUUCGACUCUGACACCCGGUCCAUCUGCUACACCUCAGCCACAAAGUCAAGGCGGACCACCAGAUUCAGAAGUUUCGGCACCCACAGAAUAUCCAUACAGAGCAAAAGCCAUCUACUCCUACGACGCGAAUCCAGAGGAUGCGAAUGAGAUAUCAUUCGCAAAGCAUGAGAUACUGGAGGUGUCUGACGUUUCAGGGCGAUGGUGGCAGGCAAGGAAACAGAACGGUGAAACGGGUAUCGCACCAUCAAACUAUUUGAUUCUGUUGUAAAAUUGAAAGAUGAAAGGAGCGGGGUCUUUUUUUUUUCUUCCUUUUUUGUCACAUUCUACCCGUUACGUUUUCUUCUUUCUAUUUGUUUUGCUUUCCGGCGCUGGCGAGGUACUAGUACAAUGGAGGUACAUGCAUGCACAUGCAAUUGGAAAGCGGAAUUUCUGUCUCGAAUUCUGAAAGGGGAGGAAGGGCUGUGAAUGGGAAUGCAAGAAAAGGACGGAUGGAACACAAUUAGAGAGAACAAGAGGAUCAACAUUAUAUCGACUUCUGGAGGUAAUUCUUUUUUAAAAUAAUCCUUCGCUUUUUAA
Messenger RNA from Tuber melanosporum (Perigord truffle), 1891 nucleotides. RefSeq lists its product as uncharacterized. NCBI's taxonomy places the organism in Eukaryota, Fungi, Ascomycota, Pezizomycetes, Pezizales, Tuberaceae. Gene Ontology annotation, molecular function: protein binding. The transcript has 4 exons. Bases 627 to 1583 code for a protein of 318 amino acids. Gene Ontology annotation, biological process: regulation of actin filament polymerization. The record is from RefSeq and is a predicted model, not a curated record.